UGGACCCAAACAACUCCUUCCUUGAUCCUCUCCAACUGCUAAACCUCUGAAAACUUGCAAAAACACUACUUUAAAGUUAACCUUGUCGUGUCUUUUCUGUUCUUUUUUUCUUCAGUCAAUUUUUGGGUCAAGAAUCAUUUCUAUUUUCAUAUCAAGAUAAAACCCUUUUAGGGGUUUAGUCCAAAGUAGAAUUUUGUUUGGUUAAUUAGGCUAAACUUGAACAUGAACGGAGAGGAGUUGACAGAGCAAGAAACUGCUUUGUAUGAUCGCCAAAUUAGGGUUUGGGGUGCUGAUGCUCAACGAAGACUAAGCAAAUCCCACAUAUUGGUUUAUGGAAUGAAGGGCAUUAUUGCUGAGUUUUGCAAGAACAUUGUUUUGGCUGGAGUUGGAAGUCUGACACUAGUGGAUGACAGGGCUGUGUCUGAAGAAGCGUUGUCUGCUAAUUUUUUGAUACCCCCUGAUGAAAGUGUUUGCAUUGGGAAAACCCUUGCUGAGCUUUGCUGUGAUUCUUUGAGAGAAUUUAACCCCAUGGUUCGUGUUUCGGUUGAAAAAGGUGAUUUGGCAAGCUUGGGUGCGGAAUUCUUUGAUAAGUUUGAUGUUGUAGUUAUCAGUUGCUGCUCGCUAGCCACCAAAAAAUUAAUCAAUGAAAAGUGCCGGAAGUUAUCAAAGCGUGUAUCUUUUUAUGCAGUUGACUGUAGAGAUUGUUGUGGUGAGAUCUUUGUUGAUUUGCAGAAGUACAAUUAUGCAAAGAAAAAGACAGAUGGAGCUACUGAAUGUGAACUGCAAUAUCCAAGUUUUCAGGAAGCUAUUUCAGUGCCUUGGAGAUCACUUCCCCGAAAAGUCUCAAAGCUUUAUUUCGCUAUGAGAGUGAUUGAAAGGUUUGAAGAGGCUGAAGGACGCAAGCCAGGAGAAAUUUGUAUCGAGGACCUUCCUGCUGUUCUAAAGCUGAAAAAGGAACUUUGUGAGGCACAGUCAGUAAAUGAAUCUCACGUUCCGGAUACCCUCCUUGAAAGAUUGGUUAUGGGUGCAAAAGAGUUCCCUCCAGUUUGUGCCAUUAUUGGAGGAACUCUUGGACAGGAGGUAAUCAAAGCAAUAUCAAGCAAAGGGGAUCCCGUCAAGAAUUUCUUCAUCUUUGAUGCUACGGAUGGGAAAGGCAUGAUAGAGGACAUAUCAAACCCUAACCUGGAAAGCUGAUCAUGUUCAGAGAAGCUUUAUGAACUAAAAUUAUAUGCUGGAUGCAAUAAUGGGCAUUCAAUACUCUUAACUACCAUGUAGGAGAUUUCAUAGUCAGCACUAGUGUUUUUCUUUCCCUGUAUAAACUAAACUAAUUCUGUAGCCCUAGAAAACUGGAGCUUGUUUAUUGA
Populus trichocarpa (black cottonwood) is the source of this 1364-nucleotide messenger RNA. Its product is annotated as SUMO-activating enzyme subunit 1B-1. The coding region runs from base 223 to 1194 and encodes 323 amino acids. Gene Ontology annotation, cellular component: cytoplasm; SUMO activating enzyme complex. Lineage: Eukaryota; Viridiplantae; Streptophyta; Magnoliopsida; Malpighiales; Salicaceae. Gene Ontology annotation, molecular function: SUMO activating enzyme activity. Gene Ontology annotation, biological process: protein sumoylation. The record is from RefSeq and is a predicted model, not a curated record. The transcript has 10 exons.